Messenger RNA from Paramecium tetraurelia, 469 nucleotides. RefSeq lists its product as uncharacterized. The transcript is spliced from 3 exons. The record is from RefSeq and is a predicted model, not a curated record. Lineage: Eukaryota; Ciliophora; Oligohymenophorea; Peniculida; Parameciidae.
AUGGUUGAAUUUGAUGCAAAAAAGCAAUUGGCAAUUAGCAACAUAGCUCUACUCAUGAUAGAGAUCGUUCUCUUAACAGAAUAUUCUUAUAUGAAUGAACAUCCACAUAGAAAUGAAAGUUUGACUUAUGUGAGAUUCGCAAUUUCUGGAUAGGUUUUUAUGAUGUUAGCAUUUCUUGGAUUGAUUGCAACUUAUCUUUUCACGCAUAGAUUCAUGAAAUUAGCGAUCCUUGGUAGUCUUUGGUUAGGUUUCGUAUUAGUUUUUAUCGGAAUGAUUGUGGGAGUAAAAUACUAUGAAGAUGGCUAUGACACAAUUGCAUCGACUUGGUGGAUUGAGGUGGGAUUGACUAUCCUUGGCUUUUUGAAUUUCCUCAAGGCCUUUAAUAAUGAACCACAACCCAACGAAGGGUAUCAGAGACAAGAAUGAGUGUAUGUAUAUGUAAUAAAUUCUACAUAUUCUAUUUGUUCUA